AUGGCUUCCAAUACUGAUGAAGAAGUUGCCCUGGAAGAGCGUCUCAAGUCCGCUCUGUGGCUAGCCAUUGGCAAGAUUGUCGAUGAAGAGACCAUCAAGCUCGGUGUCAAUGCGACGCCGCAGUUUAUCGGGGCCCUUACUGAGAUGGUCUGGGCACAGAUAGAGACCGUGAGUCAAGAUUUGGAAGCCUUUGCCAAACAUGCCGGUCGCUCAACCAUCAAUGUGUCCGACGUGAUGCUCCUGGCUCGCCGCAAUGAAGGUCUCGAGUCGAUCUUGCGGGCCUAUGUCGACCAGCUGCGUGCGGAAGCGACCAGAGAGGCCGAGGAAGGCGAUAGCGACGCCUGA
Molecule: messenger RNA, 345 nt
Organism: Rasamsonia emersonii CBS 393.64
Lineage: Eukaryota; Fungi; Ascomycota; Eurotiomycetes; Eurotiales; Trichocomaceae
Exons: 4
Coding region: 1-345 (114 amino acids)
Biological process (GO): replication fork processing; resolution of meiotic recombination intermediates
Cellular component (GO): Fanconi anaemia nuclear complex; FANCM-MHF complex
Molecular function (GO): protein heterodimerization activity; chromatin binding
Source: RefSeq, a predicted model, not a curated record